Molecule: messenger RNA, 3329 nt
Organism: Anarrhichthys ocellatus (wolf-eel)
Lineage: Eukaryota; Metazoa; Chordata; Actinopteri; Perciformes; Anarhichadidae
Product: pollen-specific leucine-rich repeat extensin-like protein 1
Exons: 5
Coding region: 130-2433 (767 amino acids)
Source: RefSeq, a predicted model, not a curated record
CUGGUGCGCGGUAGUGCACCUGUCACGAAACUAGCUCACCUGCUCUUUACCUCGGAUUUACCUGUUGAUUUAUAAUGCGCCAGUAAUCCUGCCGUCCAGUCGUAUCUACACGACAACUAAUCAAUAAUCAUGAAGAAGGGAAAGUUGAAUUUUCUGGGUCGAAAGACCCAGUCUCUUUUCGACACCAAUAUUAAAAUCAAGGACAUGGAAAAUGCAAUGCCGGUGCUGGAGUCAUCGGCAAUCCCAGAGUCAGGAACUGCCAGUGUGCGGGCCAGACCAACUGUCAACCAUCACACUUCCUCAUUCGACAGCUUUCAAGGGUUUGCCGUCCCGACACCCAAAGUCCCCCUCCUCCCCCCUGUCAACGGUCCAAAGAUCAACGGUUCAGUUGGUGGAAAUCACUUGUCCAAUGAAUCUGUUAUAUCUGUGCCUGGAAUUUCUGUUCCUCCACCUCCUGCCAUGGCUCCUCCACCCCCUCCGGGGACUUUUAUCCCUCCUCCACUAGACUUCAUGGGUGACCUGAACAGUCUUAAUGUGGCACCAUUUCCCUCUCUAUCCAUGCCCAAUCCAAAACCGACCUCACUGGCACCAUUCAUGGAGGGGGAAGACUUAACCUUCAAAAAACCGCCACCAAUGGCUCCACCAAAGCCUCCACCUACUUACUCCAAUGGCUCUGCAUCACCCGUCCCCAGUCCACCACCAGCCACAGUUCCUGAGCGUCCGAUGUUCUCCCCACCACUGCCUCCUUCUGAAAGGCAACACAAGACUAAUAAGAAACCACCUCCAAAACCCAUUAGACUGUCCUCUAUAUCCAACUUAGACUCCCCACCAGGGACUCCUGCCCCACCUCCCCCCGUGCAGACAAACACACUGUCCUCUUUCAAUCCCCAAAACACAGCAAAGCUUUACUAUGUUCCUCAGACCUCAAUUCUCAGUGGGUAUGAAGAGCAAGACAAAAGACAAAAGCAGAUGUUGCUCCUGGAAGAUUCUGCGGCCGUUAAAUCUGCCCCAGUUCUUGUCCAGGUGGAUGGGAAAGCCCCUAAAGUGGCUACACCGUAUAAACCAGCUCCCAAAGAUGUACAGGAGCUGAAGGAGAACUUACAAAUUCCCCAACCCUCUCAAUCACCGCCUCCUGAGCCAAACAAGGAGGUUAAAAAAGAGAUAGCUUCAGUACAGCCCGAAAUAGACAAACCGCUCCAGACUCCACAUCAGCUGCUGAAACUAAACAAUACUCGGGUGAAUUCAGAGCCCAUUAAUGACCAAUUUGUAGAAUCUCCAAGUCAAAUUUGUAAAUUCAGUCCGUUAAUAGAUCGUAAACUACGCAACCUGAAGGGUAGUGAAACCCACGGGGCACGAGAUGGACCUACAGCGUCCCCACUGGCUCUUUUAAUGGCGGCUAAAGAAAGAGACAAACAUAAAUCGAGUCACCCUCUGUCGCGGGAAAACAGCAGGAAAACGAUUGAGCAGCCAAGUGCAAGCAUUCACCCGAGUGACACCAAUCCCAAUUCAUUUGUUGUCACCCCAAAGUCCAGCUCUUCCUCUACUCUAACAUCUCUGGAAAGAAUACAGGAGAGUCUAAAGUCUACCAGUCCUGCUGUACAUACGCAAACCGUUCAGACUCCAGCAAAAUCCAGCAGUCCUGCUCUGGUCGAGGAUCCGAUGCCAUCCACCCGUUCAGCUCUCAGUAGGACGGCAGCAUCCCCAAGUGCGACCCACCUGGUUGAGCAGAGGCUAAAUGCAGUGCAAAGCCCCUCAAAUUCUCAAAACACACAGCCUGAGGAGUUAAGUAUGCCAUUACUCCCUCCGCCGCCAGAGUUUGAUGAUUUUGACGAUUUUGACGAGAAUAUGGAGCCGCCUCCUUCCGUUCCUCCACCUGACCCUCCCAAGAAAAAGGCACCAACACCAAAUGUAAUCCCUCUCCCUCCGUCUCAUGUUCCACCUCCUCCCCCAAAACUCCCCCCAGCAGCUCCAAAACUUCCACCUCCUGACAUCGACGUCAAACCAAAGUUUCAACCCCUGCAGAAACCCAAGGCGGCCCCUGCUCCGCUCCCAUCCACUCUGUCACCCAGCCAGAGCACGCUCUUGAGCAUCCUUCAAAAGAAGAUGUUGGAAAUGGACCACAAAAUGGCCCCAGUGAACGAGGCAGAGUCCACUUCUGAUGACUGGGGCUCCCCCCUGUCCGAUGAGGACAAUAAGGUCCCUGUUGUCCAGAGAGCCGCACGACAGAGCAAGAAUAACCCCGUGGUCAACAAAGCAGCAACACUGAACAUGCAGGAGCUGGAGAGUAAAUUGGUCAGUAAAUAUCAGGAAACCUCUUCAGUGAAGGUUCCAGCCAGCAACGGGACGCAGUCCAAACAUCAGCAUGGUAUGACCUUUACUGUUCGGCCUGGAACCAAGCAGCCCAUUACUCUUGUCAGAAAAGGGGAUCCGUAAAGAGACGCGUUAAAGAGAUAGGUGUUCUUCUGUUUAGCACACAUCGCACGUGAUUGGAUCAUGUGUUUUUGCAUCAGAAGGAAUUUGUACAUUGGAGGGGAAAAGCACUUUGAACAAAUGCUACGAGCAAGUAUGUUAAGCAUGUCUAAUAGCAAUGGCCUGCUGAGUUCUGAAUGUAUUUCUCAAUCUUUGGAGAACACACUAUCACUGUCAAAUUGUGUUUUCUGUUUUGUAUUUUGUUUCUGAAGUUUCCGGUUGACCUUUUUUUUUAAAGUUUUUUUUUUCUUUUUUACUGCAGAUUUUUAUUUAGUGUAGAGGUUCAUGUUGGAUAUGUUGCCUUUUUAACCAAAGCUUUUUUAUCAGCCUUAAUGCCACAUGGGUUAUAUUCAUAAGAAAAAUAAUAUUCAAAGUUAUUCAUAGCUGGUAAGAGUGUGGCGAGUGAAAAUGAAUCUACAUUACUCUCAACAAAUUCCUGACAAAUGCGUUGACGGAUAUAUCUGUAAACAUACAAUAACGUACAAUGCAACUAUUGUGGUCCAUGCUGUAGUUAUAUGUCCCAUAACUGAAAUAUUCUCACUGUUACAUGUACAUGAUGUAGGUCCACUAGAACAAAGCCAACAGGUAAUUCAGACAAGUGUGUUUAUCCCUCAGUAGGAUUGUUUCUCAUAUUUAUUGAUCUUGGAAAAGCGUUGCCAUCUGUAUAAUAGUUAAUUUACUGCAGUAAACUUUGUGUCAAUGCAUCUACAUUCAUGCUGUACAUAUCAGUUUAUAUAAGAUUACAAAAGUACCUAGAUAUUGUAAGAUUUAGAAUGUUGGUUGUAAAGUAUUUAAGCAGAAAUUUUAAUCUACACCAAAUGUUGUCCAACAACUAAUCUGAAAAUAAAUCCAAGCAGUAA